GGGUCACAGGAGGCACUUCAUGUGAAGCAAACGUCUAACAUCCCCGUCCUUGCAGGGAGGUGACCGGAUCCACGUCUUCCUCUACUAACAGCAACGCCAUCGCUUUUCUUUUCCUUUUUUUUUAAAAAAAAGAAAAUUAUUCUCCGUUGCUCGCCGUUAUUUCUUAGUGUCUUUUUUUAUUUUUUAUUUUUCCAAUCAUUGUCCGUUCUUCGCCGUUCCAUUCUUAGCGCUCUCUCUGUCACAGAGAGAGAAUUCACACCCACACACAGAAAGAGGGCUCUUCGUCCAAUAGGGCUUUCAUCUCGAUCGAUAUCUUCCCAUUUGCAUUAUGGCUAGCAAACGAAUUCAAAAGGAACUUCUAGAUUUGCAAAAAGAUCCUCCAACAUCAUGCAGUGCUGGACCUGUUGGGGAGGAUCUAUUCCAUUGGCAGGCAACAAUUAUGGGUCCUGCUGAAAGCCCUUUUUCAGGAGGGGUCUUCUUUGUGAAAAUUCAUUUCCCUCCUGACUAUCCAUUCAAGCCUCCCAAGGUCAACUUCCAGACCAAGGUUUAUCACCCAAAUAUCAACUCCAAUGGCAGCAUCUGCCUUGACAUCCUCAAGGAGCAGUGGAGCCCUGCCCUGACCAUCUCAAAGGUUCUCUUGUCAAUCUGCUCUCUCCUCACAGACCCCAACCCCGAUGAUCCCCUUGUCCCUGAGAUUGCCCACAUAUACAAGACUCAGAGGUCCCGCUAUGAGGAGACUGCCAGAGCAUGGACCCAGAAGUAUGCCAUGGGCUGACAUCCUCCAAUCUGGAAAUAAAAUUGCGAGGUAAAUGAACAUCAUGUUGUGAGAACUAGGACAAACUAGUUUCUUAUCUUGUGAUGUCUAAGAUGGCUUUGCCAGAUGAAAAGAAGUUAGCACUGCAUGUGUGUUUCUGUAUAAUACCGUGGAAUUGGAUUACUGUGGUAUAUAUGAAUUUUGUAUGUGGUUCUGUUCCAUACUUUAAGUACAUCUGGCAUGUCGUGCAGGUAUUUCUUUGCUUCAAAGCAUUACGUAUAUAUAUAUCUUAGCUAUCUGUCA
Molecule: messenger RNA, 1057 nt
Organism: Elaeis guineensis (African oil palm)
Lineage: Eukaryota; Viridiplantae; Streptophyta; Magnoliopsida; Arecales; Arecaceae
Product: ubiquitin-conjugating enzyme E2 8
Source: RefSeq, a predicted model, not a curated record